GCAUUGAAGAGUGACAUGGAUAGGACCGGCUCAUGUGGAGGACAGAAAGUCCCCUUUGCACACAGCUGUAUCUGCCAAGGCACUGCCCUACUUCAUGGGGCUGGGAGCUCUUCUGCACCCCUGAGGUGUCGCCCGCGGGCGGGCAGGGCCAGAAGCUGUUUCCUCACAGAAAACGCGAGAGGGAGCCGCAGGCAACGGCGACACCCACCCGCGUGUGAGGGGCCGGCGGCGGGAACACGGUGUGAGAGCACAGUCCAUGAUUUGACAGUCCACCGCGCAACUCCUGAGGAUAUUCUGCGUCGCCAUGAAAUACACAAAUCAAAAAACAAAGCACUGGCACAUCUGGAACUGCAAGAGAAAGCACUGAAAAGAAAUUGGAAGAAGCAAAACCAACUAGCUGCUGAUUCAGUGGAGAAAAGGAAAUUGAAUCUGAUGCGUGAGAUUCUGUCUGAUCAAUACCAUUUGCAAGAUGUAUUGGAACAAUCUGAUCAGGUUAUGGCUGUGGCAAGAAAUUUGUUUGGGAAUGCUCCUCGCACACGAACAGGUUUCCCUAAUGUAACAGUGGCUCCUAACUGUGACCCAGAAUCCUCUCAAGGACCCAUUGUACAAAAAUGUGAUCAUCCCAAUCAGCUUUCAAUCCUUAGUGACACUGUAAUGGAUUCCCAGGCUCUUAAUGAAGUAGAAGAGGAAGCAUUAUCAAUGUAUCAAUCAGAAGAUGGACACCAUGACUCUCUGCAUUUCAAAUCCAGCAUAAAUUCUGAUAGGCUACUUCGAUUAUUGAGAGAAGAAAAUUCCUUGGUGAAUUCCCAGUUGUGGGCUGAAAAGGAUAUGAGAAAAACUACUUUAUCACAAGAAUCAAAUGUGCCUUUGACUCCAACAACUGUUUCUCCAUCAUUGGAUCGUUCAGCCCUCAAUGCUACCAAUGUAGUCAAGAGAAUCCAUUCAAGACUUCAGAAUGAAGAUGAAGGAGAGACUAUAGACUCCGCUUACACUGUGAGACAAGUGCUGAACCCAAACUCAAGGAAACAAAAGCAUAUCGCAGCAAAAAUGAAAAGAAAACAAGCUGCAGAGAACUCUGCAAGACAGAGGAGAGUUGAUUCUCCAGCUAAUUCAAUUGCCAUUGAUCUUCGAAGCAGCAACAUAUCCAGCCUAGAUGUUCUCAACCACAUGAUACAUGAAGUGGAGCAUGAAUUGGAGGAAUACGAGCGAUGUACAGGCCGUGAGGUUCAAAAAACUGAGAGAAGUGAAGGCCUCAGCGGGUUUACCGUGUCACUGGUGAAUGCUCUCUGUCGAUUGAUGCGCUAUCUCAAAGAGAGUGAAAUGCAGCUGCGUGAGAAAGAGCUGAUGAGACAGCAGCAUGAGCAGAUGUUGAAUGAACAUAGAGAACUGAUUGAUGCUCUGACUGCAGAAAUACUUCUAGUGAGGGAAGAAAACACUAUUAUACAGAAGAAGCUUCAGGAAUACAGGAUGGUAACAGAUGAACAGCUGAUCUCUCUCACACAAGCAUUUAAAGGCCUCCCUUUGGCUGAACCCAGAAGAGAUCGAAGUCUAAACCAUUUUGGAAUUGCAGGCAAAGGUCCAGUGAACAGCCAAGGAAAACCUGAUUUGAGCUAUUUUGAGCCUAGGGCUGAUACAGGCAACAGGGAAAGUAUGCUGAAAUUCCCACAGGAAGAACUUCCUUUGAAGUUUCUCCAGAGGUCAGGUGCUUCAGGUGAUGUGGGAGCUGGUAGAAGCUUGCCGUCUCACAUCUUCCAGCCAGCUGUGCUGUUGUCACCCCCCCGGCAGAAGAGCAGCCAGGAGUUGUCUCCCCUCCAGAAUGUGUGUACAGCCAUUUCUCAGCCUCCCGAAAACACCAAAAGCGAACCAUGCAAGGAAAAGAGCUCACCUUCCUCCCUGAGAAUGCAGAGCACAACUGAGGAAAACUGCCUUACCUUUCAAAGGCAAGCAAUUCCUCCUGCAGACAAAGACUUGGAGAGUUCCCAUGAGAAAAUCAGUCUGCCCUGCCCAGGUGACACUAGAAAAAACAGCACAGCUGAAGAGUUAUUUCAAAACAGUGAUCUGCUGAGACAGAUAGCUGAGCUCACACGGCAGAACUCUCUAAUUAAAGCUCAGCUGAGCAGAUUCAUAGGCUUCUCAGAAGACACAAAUGAUUGCCUACGCCAGCCAGACCCAAUGCAAAAUGCAAAUCCUAGUCCAGACUCUUCACAACAACAGACUCAUCUCCUGGUAUCAAAGAGCUUGGAGGAAAGAAUAGCAGAGCUGAAUCGUCAGAGUACAGAGGCACGUGAUAAACUGUUGCAGCUCAUAGACCAGCAGAAAUUAGCUGCUGCUGAUAAGGUCCCUCCAACGGUAACUCCUGUUCUGCCCCCAUCCCUAAACUGCACUGAAAAUGCAAGGCGGAAAAUUGAAGUGUCUAUUCCUGUGGCAGUUGCUAUGGAUAGCACCAAAGAAGAUAGUGUUUCCCCUGCCAGUAUGACCAAUAUAAGAAGGUCUGUAGGAGACUCUAGCAAACCUUGUUCACCUGUAAGUGCUACAUCAGGAAGUGUGAAAUCAAAUCCUGUCAGCCAAAGGCCAAAGGUGGAAAAGCAAAAAGAAGAAGGCUGGUUUGCAUUGUCAAUGCACAUUAUGUAAAGGAAGAUGCACUCAAGUCCUAUAUUUUUACAUUUUUUUUAAUGAACCACAAUUAACAGUAGUCCCCCUCUCCAGAUGUACAGUUUGACUCUGAAGUGCUUUCAUGUCAGUGCCAUUGGUAUAAAAAGGUCCAUAUGCUUAUUCUAUUUGACCCAUACAGAGCACUAUAGAAAGUCCUGGGAAUGAGUUUCUGAACUGGACAUGCUGCUGUGACACUACUCCCUUUUCACUGAAUAAACCUUUCCCAAAAUUGUAAGCCAAGGCUACUGUAGCAGUACAAAUGAGAAUCUGAUAUUGGUGUUAGAUACGCUCAAGGCAGGAGGUUUUAGAAACUGUGUGUGAAACUUUCUAGAGCAUGUAUUCCCAUAAGAUAUGGGAAUGAAAAAAUCAAGAAAAACUGAGAUGAGGGCAUGUGCCUGUGUUCAAAAGCUACCUGAAGAUUAGGAAACCAGUCUGUUCCUGCUGGAUAAGAAUUUGUGUCAGAAAUAAUUUGUCCUGCAGUUUACAGUUGCUCCCCAAGGUUGUGUUUUCUCUGCAAUUAAAAUGCCAGGGAUUGCAUCUGGAGUUGAGGAUUGCUUUUUUAAAAAUUCAUUUUUUUAUAGUAAAUAUAAAGUUACUAUUUGAAGCUGAAAUCAGAAUCUUUAUUUACUAUGUACCAAAGUAUAUUCUUUUAUGCAAUAGAAAACUGAUAUAGGCACAGUUGUAUUAAGCUGUUUUGUGUGUGUAUAAUACUGUAGUGACAAUGUUUUUUAUAUUGUUUUUAUUUAACUUUUAAAAUUACCCAUCAUUUUAUUAUUAACAACAAUAAAAUCUGUGACUGUCAGGAAA
Columba livia (rock pigeon) is the source of this 3459-nucleotide messenger RNA. It is a transcript of the gene SPICE1, whose product is annotated as spindle and centriole associated protein 1. The transcript has 17 exons. The record is from RefSeq and is a predicted model, not a curated record. Bases 16 to 2631 code for a protein of 871 amino acids. Gene Ontology annotation, cellular component: centrosome; spindle; centriole. Gene Ontology annotation, biological process: regulation of centriole replication; metaphase chromosome alignment; mitotic spindle assembly. Lineage: Eukaryota; Metazoa; Chordata; Aves; Columbiformes; Columbidae.